UUUGCGGUAGGCAAAGAAGUUGUGUGAUUUUGUAAUAGGGCUUUUUUCAGUUAAUUCUCGUAUUAAAUAAUACAAAAAAGGUAUGGAAUAAAUAAUGGCUGCUCAAUUCUUCAAUCGCAUUGGCCAACUCGGUUUGGGUGUUGCUUUGGUCGGCGGUGUUGUCAACUCGGCAUUAUAUAAUGUUGAUGGUGGUCAUCGUGCCGUAAUUUUCGAUCGUUUUACCGGUGUCAAGAAUGAAGUUACCGGUGAGGGUACCCAUUUCUUCAUCCCCUGGGUGCAACGUCCCAUUAUCUAUGAUAUCCGCUCACAGCCCCGUAAUGUCCCCGUGGUGACUGGCAGUAAGGAUUUACAAAAUGUCAAUAUUACCCUGCGUAUCUUGUAUCGUCCCAUUCCCGAUCAAUUGCCAAGAAUUUAUACCAUUUUGGGUCAAGAUUACGAUGAGAGGGUUUUGCCUUCCAUUGCUCCUGAAGUCUUGAAGGCUGUGGUGGCUCAAUUUGAUGCCGGUGAAUUGAUUACACAGCGUGAGAUCGUUUCCCAGCGUGUCUCCGAUGAAUUGACCGAACGUGCCAAACAAUUCGGUUUCAUUUUGGACGACAUCUCCAUUACCCACUUGACCUUCGGCCGUGAAUUCACCCAAGCCGUAGAAAUGAAACAGGUUGCCCAGCAAGAAGCCGAAAAGGCCCGCUUCGUUGUCGAAAAGGCCGAACAACAAAAAUUGGCUGCCAUUAUUUCCGCUGAGGGUGAUGCCGCCGCCGCCGAACUCUUGGCCAAAUCCUUUGCCGAGGCCGGUGAUGGUUUGGUUGAGUUGCGUCGUAUUGAAGCUGCCGAAGAUAUUGCCUAUCAACUAUCCAGAUCCCGUGGUGUGGCCUACUUGCCCGGCAAUCAAAGCACAUUGCUUAACCUGCCCAGCAACACCUUGGCCCAAUAAACAGCAGUUACUACUUUAGAUGGAUAUUAAGUUUUAGCAUUUAAAUAUC
This is a messenger RNA of Musca vetustissima, 977 nucleotides long. Its product is annotated as prohibitin 1. Lineage: Eukaryota; Metazoa; Arthropoda; Insecta; Diptera; Muscidae. Gene Ontology annotation, cellular component: mitochondrion; membrane. Gene Ontology annotation, biological process: mitochondrion organization. The coding region runs from base 95 to 928 and encodes 277 amino acids. The transcript is spliced from 3 exons. The record is from RefSeq and is a predicted model, not a curated record.